Molecule: messenger RNA, 1482 nt
Organism: Protomyces lactucae-debilis
Lineage: Eukaryota; Fungi; Ascomycota; Taphrinomycetes; Taphrinales; Protomycetaceae
Product: WD40-repeat-containing domain protein
Exons: 1
Coding region: 73-1356 (427 amino acids)
Molecular function (GO): protein binding
Source: RefSeq, a predicted model, not a curated record
CCAACUUUUUUUAAAUUCGCACGCACAUGACAUGGACCAACCCUCCAAGUCUGCCAGCUCUAGCAAUGCUCCAUGACAUCGUCAAACCUGCUACAAGACGACCAGCCACCUGUUCCCUUCUUUGUCCUUCGAGGCCAUCAUGCCACCAUCCAAUGUCUCUGCUUCCACGAGGAUACACUAUUCUCUGGUGAUGCACACGGCUUCGUCAUUCGCUGGUCACUCACGACCUGUCGACCGCUCGCCAUCUGGCGUGCUCACAAAGACGCAUUAUUAACAGUUGCUUGCUACAAAAACCGUAUUGUAACGCACGGCAGGGAUAAUAAACUCCUCAUUUGGGAAAUCCUCAACGAUGACCAAAUGUCGACGCGACUCCCAUUAUCCACCACCGAGGCACGUUUGUUGAAGCCAGGUCAGGUGGAUCCGUGUACACGAGCAAAACCUUUUCUUCAGGCAAGUUUGGAUGUGAAUGCGUUGAAUUUUUGUCAAAUGAGCAUCACGCCCUCUAUACCCCGCGGCUCAUCUGCAUCUUCAUCAUCGUCACAUGCACCAGGGAUCAUGAUUGCGGUACCUGGGCUAUUGGGAAGUGAAUAUAUCGAUGUCUUUGAGAUGCCAUCGACACAUCGUCUCAUCACACGUAUCGCACCAACCUCCCCCUUUCCAUCCUCACAAACCGCACCAACGCCUGUAAGCACACCUGGUCUGAAAAAGGGUGCAGGGACAGUCAUGUGUCUGGACUUGCAGUAUCCAUACCUCGCUGCAGGAUAUGAAUCAGGUCUCGUUGUUCUAUACCUGUUGAAUGUAUCCCGCGUGGAUCCGAAAGCACAACGACAAGAUGGUCAAUGGGGAGAAGUUCAUCGCUGGCAAAUCCACCAUGAUGCAGUCUUGGGCUGUCAACUCUGUGUGCAGGAGGAUGGCGUCACUUUGUUUUCCAGUGGAAUCGAUGCGUUGAUUGCACGAUACCACGUUCCUGCUUCUAUCCUCGAUUCAUCCAUGCAAGCACUAGGCGACACGCACACGCAAGACCCUCAAUCAGACAAAAUCACCGAAAUUUAUGAUGACUCCGAAACACAAGGCAUCCGUGUCGCUGUCAGGGAUACAAAACACGCUGGUCAACAAUCACUCUGUCUACGAAACGAUGGACUCUUCCUUGCUACAGCAGGAUGGGAUGGUCGUGGUCGAGUGUAUGCUAUUCCAAAAUCCACCGAAUCUCUCAGAACAGUACAACAAGUAGCUGUGCUCAAGUGGCAUCGCGAAGGCGCCGUACAAUCUGUUGCUUUUGCUGAAAAGGGAGAGGAGACGGGUCUGCUUGCUCUUGGUGGGAAGGACGGCAAAAUUAGUCUUUGGCAGCUGUUUUGAUUGCAGUUCAGAUGUAUUGCUGCUUCGAGAUACGGUGACUAUGCUCGCACUGCCUUGCGCUCUUUCGAAUGCCUUUGCAAUGUUAAAGUAAGGUCGAAGCACAUGCGGAUGUUCCGCUCAGUGAAG